Molecule: messenger RNA, 8435 nt
Organism: Doryrhamphus excisus (bluestripe pipefish)
Lineage: Eukaryota; Metazoa; Chordata; Actinopteri; Syngnathiformes; Syngnathidae
Source: RefSeq, a predicted model, not a curated record
GUCGCUCCACGGAGGGUGUUGAACAUGGCAGUGUGGAUCCAGGCCCAGCAGCUCCAGGGAGAUGCUCUCCACCAGAUGCAAUCUCUGUACGGGCAGCAUUUCCCCAUCGAAGUGAGACAUUAUCUCUCCCAGUGGAUCGAGGGCCAGCUUUGGGACAAUAUCGACUUGGAGAACCCACAGGAGGAGUUCAAGGCCAAACGCUUGCUGGACAGUCUGAUCCAGGAGCUGCAGAACAAGGCGGAGCACCAAGUGGGCGAGGACGGCUUCCUGCUGAAAAUUAAACUGGGACACUAUGCCAGCCAGCUCAAGAGCACGUAUGACCGGUGUCCUCUGGAGCUGGUGCGCUGCAUCAAACACAUCCUCUACACGGAGCAGCGGCUCGUCAGGGAGGCCACCAAUUCGAGCUCCCCGGUCGGCGGCCUGAUGGACAGCAUGUCUCAGAAGUACCAGCAGAUCAACCAAGCCUUCGAGGAGCUCCGUCUGCUGACCCAGGACACGGAGAACGACCUGCGCAAGCUCCAGCACAACCAGGAGUAUUUCAUCAUCCAGUACCAGGAGAGCCUCCGCAUCCAGGCCCAGCUGUCCAGCCUGGCCACACUGCCCCCUGCUGACCGACAGUUACGAGAGCCCACCCUCCUGAGCAAGAGAGCCACAGUGGAAGCAUGGCUGACCAGGGAGGCCAACACACUACAGAAGUACAGACUGGACUUGGCAGAGAAGCACCAGAAAACACUGCAGAUGCUGAGGAAGCAGCAGACCAUCAUCCUGGACGACGAGCUGAUCCAGUGGAAGAGGCGGCAACAGCUGGCGGGCAACGGUGGCCCCCCAGAGGGGGGCCUGGACAUCCUGCAGUCCUGGUGCGAGAAGCUGGCGGAAACAAUCUGGCAAAACAGGCAGCAGAUUCGGAGGGCGGAGCAUCUACGACAACAACUCCCCAUCCCCGGUCCUAUUGAAGAACUACUCAAUGAACUCAACAGCACCAUUACAGAUAUCAUCUCAGCCUUGGUCACCAGCACCUUCAUCAUUGAGAAGCAGCCCCCACAGGUGCUAAAAACCCAGACCAAGUUCGCCGCCACCGUGCGCCUCCUGGUGGGCGGCAAGCUGAACGUGCACAUGAACCCGCCGCAGGUCAAGGCCACCAUCAUCAGCGAGCAGCAGGCCAAGGCGCUGCUGAAGAACGAGAACACCAGGAACGACAGAAGCGGAGAAAUCCUCAACAACAACUGCGUGAUGGAGUACCACCAGACGGCGGGUACGCUUAGCGCCCACUUCAGGAACAUGUCCUUGAAGGGAAUCAAACGGUCGGACAGAAGAGGAGCGGAAUCGGUCACCGAGGAGAAGUUCACAAUUCUCUUCGAGUCGCAGUUCAGCGUCGGAGGCAAUGAGCUGGUCUUCCAAGUGAAGACGUUGUCGCUGCCGGUCGUGGUGAUCGUGCACGGUAGCCAAGACAAUAACGCCACGGCCACCGUGUUGUGGGACAACGCCUUUGCCGAGCCGGGCCGCGUUCCAUUCCUGGUGCCGGACAAGGUGCUGUGGCCUCAGCUGUGCGAGGCUAUUAACAUGAAGUACAAAGCGGAGGUGCAGAGCAACCGCGGCCUCUCCGACGAGAACCUGGUUUUCCUCGCUCAGAAGGCCUUCAGCAGCUCCAGCACCUGUGUGGAAGAAGACCGAAACAUGACGAUGACCUGGUCGCAGUUUAACAGAGAAAGCUUACCCGGCAGGAACUUCACAUUUUGGCAGUGGUUUGACGGCGUAAUGGAACUAACAAAAAAGCACCUGAAGCUGCACUGGAACGACGGAGCCAUACUAGGCUUUGUGAACAAGCAGCAGGCUCAGGACAUGCUGAUGUCCAAGCCCAACGGCACCUUUCUCCUGCGUUUUAGCGACUCGGAAAUCGGAGGCGUCACAAUCGCGUGGGUGGCGGAAAAUCCCAACAAAGCAGGUGAGAGAAUGGUGUGGAACCUCAUGCCCUACACAACCAAAGACUUCACGAUCCGCAGUCUCGCCGACCGCAUCAGCGAUCUCAACCAUUUGUUGUUCCUCUACCCGGACCGUCCCAAGGAUGACGUCUUCUCGAAAUAUUACACCCCCCCGCUGUCCAAAGCGGUGGACGGAUACGUGAAGCCGCAAAUCAAACAAGUGGUUCCUGAGUUUACAACAUCCAAUCCAGAUCCAACAAGCGGGAAUCCAACCUACAUGGACCCCGGCGCCUCCCCCGCCGCUAUCAGCCACCCGCACACCUACGGCAUGUACCCUCCGAUGAGCGACUCCAUGCUGGAUGCUGACGGCGACUUCGACCUGGACGACACCAUGGACGUGGCGCGGCACGUGGAGGAGCUACUGCGGCGGCCCGUGGAGAGCCACUGGGGGGGCCAGCAAGGGCGCCCAUCUGACACCCAUAUCCUGACCUGCACCACCCCCUGCCCCCAUCCUGGUGGCCCCCCCCUCCAGAGCAUGGUGUCCUCGUCGCGCUCGGGCUCGCCAGUCUUGAAUUUGUCCCGCGGAUGCACGCCGAAGACGAGAAGACAGUCCAACCAGCAGAAGUGGAUCAGUAGUCCCGUCCAGCUCUUCGGAACCAGACCAGCACGGACAACAGGACGCGGAGACCAAAGUGGGGAGGACAGGACGGUGCGGAACCUCCGGACCUCUUCUUCCGACUAUAGAGGGCUUGCAGGCUGUGACACCGCGGAGCUGCGAACCAUGGCGGGGCUCCACGCUUCUUCGGAUCCGUCGGGACAUUUUUUGGACUUGAACCGGCCCACCGCCGCCGUCGCCGCUAUGGCCGCGGGGCUCGGCGGGGACACGGCGGCUCUGCCUCCGGCCGGCACGCGUCCAUACCUGGAGGUGUCCGCCGGCGCUGCCCGGGGCUACGAGGGAGUUUACAGCAACGGGCGCUACCGGGAACACGGCAGCCCGACUGUGGGCGCUGGCAGCCGGGAUCCGUCCUCGGAGAGGAGCCAGGGAGGAGCGAACACACCUUGCGGCAUCAUGAAGGACGGAUCCAAGCAGAGACAGGCGAGGAAAAAGACGGUCUCCUUCAGUUCGAUGCCGAGCGACCGCAAGAUCAACAGCACGGCGGCCUGCAUGGCUUUCAUGAUGGAGGGCUGCGAGAUGAAAAAAGUGCGCUCCAACUCUCGCAUGUACAACCGAUACUUCCUGCUGGAUCCGGACAUGCACUGGCUCCGCUGGGAACCUUCCAAAAAGGACUCCGAGAAAGCCAAACUUGAGAUAAAAAGCAUUAAGGAAGUCCGAUUAGGGAAAAAAACGCCGGUUCUUCGCAGUAAUGGCCUCUCGGAUCAAUUCCCGGAUGAAUGCGCUUUCUCGAUUAUCUACGGGGACAACUACGAGUCGCUGGAUUUGGUUGCCAGUACACCUGACGUCGUCAGCACUUGGGUGAUGGGUCUGAGAUAUUUAGUCUCUUAUGGCCGACACACCGUAGACGUCGUGGAGUCCAGCCAACCCAGUCUACGAACAUCUUGGAUUAGCUCCGUGUUUGAGCUAGCGGACAUGGAAAAAGAAGGACACAUCGAUCUUUUCAGAGCCACUCAGAUUAUUAAAGGUCUGAAUCCUGGAAUGAAAGAAUCGAGGAUCGAACUGAAGUUCAAGGAACUCCAGAAAGAAAAAGACGAAUACGGAGAAGCAAUCAACAUGGAUACUUUCGUGGAAGCUUACUGCGAGUUGUGCACACGUCCGGAAAUUUUCUUCUUAAUGAUGCAGUUCUCCAGUAACAAGGAGUACCUGGAUUGUAAAGACCUGAUGCUCUUUGUGGAGGUGGAACAAGGUGUAGAAGGCGUAACGGAGAACAUGUGCAGGGAUAUCGUUCUAAAAUACGAACCGUCGUCGGCGGGAAGGGAUAAAAUCUACCUCUCCAUCGACGGCUUCACGCACUACCUCCUCUCCUCCGAGUGCCACAUCUUCGACCCCCAGCACAAACGAGUGUGCCAGGAUAUGACCCAACCUUUAUCGCACUACUACAUCAACUCCUCGCAUAACGCCUCGCUUUUAGAAGACCACUUCUGGGGAUCGUCGGAUAUCAGCAGUUAUAUCCGUGUUCUCAGAAUGGGAUGUCGCAGCAUCGAGGUCAUCGUGUGGGAUGGUCCCGAUAACGAACCGGUGGUCUAUGUGGGUAGUUCGGUGGCGUCGCAACUUGUGUUCUCUAAAGUUCUCGAUAUCAUCAAUCAAUACGCGUUUGAGAGCUCCGAGUAUCCGCUUAUUCUUUGCUUGGUGGCUCAUUGCUCCGUUCCUCAGCAGAAGGUCAUGGCUCAACACAUGAAGAAGAUCCUAGGAGAUAAGCUUUUUAUUGAUUCCCCUAAUAAGAACGAAAAUUAUUUACCCUCUCCUGAGAAACUCAAGGGUAAAAUUCUCGUUAAGGGUAAAAGGCUGGAAUUGAGCUGCACUGACCUCGAAGGUGACGUAACAGAAGAAGAAGAAGGUUUAGAGAUGUCCAGAAGACUGGGAGUCGAUGACAGGGACCAUGUUAACGGCUUAAGUUAUAAAAGACUCCGACUCUGCAAGGAGCUCUCUGACCUUGUAUCUCUUUGCAAGUCGGUCCAAUUCCGAGAUUUCGAGACCUCAAAAAGGGAACAAAAAUACUGGGAAAUUUGUUCCUUUAACGAAGUGGAUGCUAACAGGUUUGCUAACGAGUUCCCGGAAGAGUUUGUCUGCUACAAUAAGCGAUUUCUCUCCAGAGUCUACCCAACCCCGAUGAGGAUCGACGCCAGUAAUAUGAACCCUCAAGAUUUCUGGAAGUGCGGUUGCCAGAUUGUGGCAAUGAACUACCAAACACCCGGACUCAUGAUGGAUCUCAAUUUGGGUUGGUUCCGUCAAAACGGGAACUGCGGGUACGUUUUGCGGCCAGAAAUCAUGAGAGAGGAGGUGUCGUACUUCAGCGCGAAUGCUCGAGAUUCCUUACCAGGGGUGUCCGCUCAGCUUCUUCAUAUUAAGGUGAUAAGCGGGCAGAACCUACCCAAACCCCGCGGCUCUGCGGCUAAAGGCGACGUAGUGGAGCCGUACAUAUACGUGGAGAUCCACGGCAUCCCUGCGGAUUGUGCCGAGCAAAGAACCAAGACCAUGUCCCAAAACGGCGACAACCCAAUAUUUGACGAGAGCUUUGAAUUCCAGAUUAACUUACCCGAAUUGGCGGUUUUGCGUUUUGUCGUUCUGGAUGACGACUACAUCGGGGAUGAGUUCAUCGGUCAGUACACAAUCCCGUUUGAGUGCCUGCAACCCGGCUACAGGCAUGUCCCAUUACAGUCUCUGACGGGCGAGUUCCUACCCAAUACCACGCUGUUUGUCCACGUGGCCAUCACCAACAGGCGAGGUGGAGGGAAAGCCCACAAGAGAGGGAUAUCCGUCAUGAAGGGGAGGAAAGCACGGGAGUACACCAACACCAAGACCACCGGGAUCAAAGUGGUCGAUGAACUUUUCAGAGCUUCUACUCAGCCGCUUAGAGAAGCCACGGACCUCAGAGAAAAUGUACAGAAUGCUAUGGUGUCCUUCAAGGAGCUCUGCGGUCUGACGCCUGCAGCCAACAUGAAGCAGUGCAUCCUGACCGUGUCAACAUGGCUGAUGAACAGCGAGCGCUCUCUGCAAGUGACGGUGGACCUGAGUGAAACCUACCCCACCAUGGAGGCUCAAGGGCUUGUGCCGGAGCUCCUUCGCAAGGUUCUCAAUGCCUACGACAUGAUGAUCCAAACCAGCAGAACACUGAUCGAGUCCGCUGAUGUGGUCUACUCCAAGCUGGUGCAAGCACAGCGUGCAGGUCUGGACUUCCACGAGGACCUCCAUCGCAUCGGCGCAAAAGAAGGUCUGAAAGGUCGUAAGCUUCAGAAGGCCAUGGAGAGCUACGCGUGGAACAUCACGGUUCUCAAGGGCCAAGCGGACCUGUUGAAGCACGCAAAGAGCGAGGCCCUAGACACCCUGCGUCAGAUCCACUGCGCGGCUCAAUCCUGUGGCCUCAGUAAGAACGGAGCCUCCUCCCCUCAGCCGCAGCCUCUUCAUCUCCACCACCAUCACCACCACCAGCUCCACCCUCUCCAGACACAACAGCAUCACCCUCAGGCCAAGACCCCUUCACUGAUGCCCCAGUCUCAGACUCAAUCCCAGAUCGGACCUCCUCAUUCCCCGCUCACACCCCUCCCUCUGCUUCAAAGUGUUCCAAAACCCCCAGCGUAUAAUCCUCCACCGGAUCUACCCCAGUUCCAUAGAGCGGCCAGACCUAUGGACUCCAUCUUGGAGAAGGAAGCGUUCAGCAGUGAUGCCGCGGGAACCUGCUGACCCGCAGCCUGUAUCCACAGAGACGCCAAGGGAACGGACGAGGGAGAAAGUAUGGAGGAAGCGGCGAGCGAGGACGGUAAAGAAAAGGCUGAGGAGAUGAUGAUGAUGAUGAUGAUGAUGGCGACGGCGAGGAAGGGUCGUCGCGUGAGAAGCGAGACGCAGGUUUGAAAGGUUAGCGUGGGAGAGAGAGCUGACAAAGACGAUGAGAUCAGAUUGUCCGUCGUCAUGCAUUUGCAUUUUAGUCCAUGUCCACACAGACACGCGUGUUUUCAGACGCGUGUUUUUUUUUCCACAGGGAAUGACGAGUCUCGUUUGUUUCUCUUUUAUAUAUUUUUUUAUUACCAUAAAACAUGAAAAGGCUGUGCAGGCCAUGUCAUAUUUUGGCAUCAUUAAUUAUCACUAAAGGCAAGUUGUAAACAUAACAUACUGUAUAAAAAAAAUAGAAAAAAAUUGAAAAAAUAAUCAAUAAAUGACAAAAACUUUUGUAAUUAAUUGAUUUUUUUUUUUUUAUUUAUUAUUAUUGAUUUUUAAUUUUGUAAUUGUAAUUUUUGUAAUUAGCUAACAUUUGGUAAAAACGUAUAUUCAUUCAUUCAUUUUCUACCACUUAUCCUCACGAGGGUCACGGGGGGGGUGCUGGAGCCUAUCCCAGCUGUCUUCUUGGGGCAAGAGGCGGGGUACACCCUGGAGGGUGAGGCCUGCUCGCUAACCACUCGACCGCCGUGCGGAUAUUUUACUAGUUAGAGCGUCGAAAAUGUGUUUACUACCUCCUAAAUAUGGCUUUUAACACUAUUAGAGCCCUCUAGACAUGAAAUAACACCCCUAUAGUCACCUUUAGACUUUCAUUCAUUCAUUUUCUAAAGCUUAUCCUCACGAGGGUCAUGGGGGGGUGCUGGAGCCUAUCCCAGCUGUCUUCUUGGGGCGAGCGGCGGGGUACACCGUGGACUGGUGGCCAGCCAUUCACAGGACACAUAUAGACAAACAACCAUUCACACUCACAUUCAUACCUAUGGACAAUUUGGAGUCGCUAAUUAACCUAGCAUGUUUUUGGAAUGUGGGAGGAAAUCGGAAUACCCGGAAAAAAAAAACACGCAUGCACGGGGAGAACAUGCAAACUCCACACAGAGAUAGCCAAGGGUGGGAUUGAACCCGGGUCUUCUAGCUGUGAGGUCUACGCGCUAACCACUCCCCUGCCGUGCAGCAUCAAAACGUAUAGCGAAUCUAAAAUUUGAUGAAUGCGAAAUUCUAGGAAUCUAGUAUUAGUAGUACAUAUGUAGUAUUGUGGUCACUAGACAUCAGUACUGUUACACCGAUGAGAUACAACAAUAUGCCGUGUCAGCCAUGGCAUGUCCGAUAUGACAUAGUAAAGUUCUCCUCCCAUUCCGUGUGGAAGUGGUUGUUUUUGUGACACUUCUUACAUGUGUUGUUUAACUUAAAUAAUGAUUUGGAGUGCAUGAAAAAACACAGGUCUUCUUGACCAUAUGGUUAUUAUUAAAAAAAUAAGUAUAUUACAACAAGACAGCAGCAACAGAAUAAUACUAGAUACUAGCAUUAAUACUGCGUAAUACUGCGUUGUAACAUGCAUGACUUCCACACCCACUGCGGACAUUUUAAUGCGCAUGCAGAGGUAGAUAAAGCUGCCAGUAAAUGCCAGUGUUUUUUUUUUUUUGACCAAGGCGGUUGGUUUUCAGAUUACAAUUGAAUGCAUCACAUAAUCAGUUCCCAGUUCCACAUGUCCAAAAAGGAGUAGGAAGAAGCAAAGCUUAUUAAAUCCUACCCCUCAAUUUGGUACUUUUAUAAUCAGUAACUGUUACAUUUGUUCACUUCCUGCUUUCCUAAUAUAGUUUUUUUUAUUUUAAUUAAAUUUAUUUUAAUUUUAAUUUUUCUAACACACAUUUAAAUGAAUAGAGACUUUAAUUGGAGAAUGUGUGAUUAUUUUUUUUUGUGUGUGUUUUCCUCGAAUGCAACCCAACGGUUGGGCGUCACAGCGCCACCUGUUGCCAUGGCUACCAAAUGCACUGCCUCGCGUCAUUUUUUUUUUUAAUCAAAUACCGGUGCCUGUGUGGACGUCGCUUUAGUUUCAUGUUCCUCGUUGUCUUCUUCAGCUCUCUCCAAAGUUCUCCCUUGUCUCUCCAUCUUGGAGCGACACUUUUUUUUUUUUU